Molecule: messenger RNA, 1863 nt
Organism: Homarus americanus (American lobster)
Lineage: Eukaryota; Metazoa; Arthropoda; Malacostraca; Decapoda; Nephropidae
Exons: 3
Coding region: 331-1524 (397 amino acids)
Source: RefSeq, a predicted model, not a curated record
AACCUAACCUAACCACAACCUAACGUAACCUAACCAUAACCUAACGUAACCACAACCUAACCUAAGCUAUCGACCAAUUCCUACGCUAUAUGGAAACGUAAUUACAGAUGAGAAAUAGAGAUAGAGAGAGAUAGAAGAUAAGUAUAGAUGAGAAAUACAAGAGACUGAGAAAUAUCGUAGAGAAAUAUUGAAGCAUAAGUUAUGAAAAUUGUUUUUAUAUAUAUGUUAAGUUUUUGACCAGUUAGUUAAGUUAGGUUAAGUUUAGUUCGGUUAGAUUAGUGGUAAGUUAGGUUAGGUUAUCCACCCAUUGUAUAGUUGACUGAGUUAAUCAUGUUAGUUAUGACAGUGGGUGGUAGUGGGUGGAUAACGCCGCCCACGAAACCACCCACACGCUCUUUUAAGGGUUGGCUUAUGUCCCUGGCCACCCUAAUAGCGGCAACCCACAUCCUAGCCACCACCCCUACCGCCACCACCCCACCCACAGCCACCACCCCACCCACAGCCACCACCCCGCCCACAGCCACCACCCCGCCCCCCCAAGAUAGCCUCCAUGGGUCCUACCUUGAGUCCUAUCCGCCCGUCACCCAGAGUAUAGCCCAGGUCCCCGACAGGAGUGCGCCCCUACACCGACAACUUCGGCACCUUCAGGAUAUCUACCGAAGGAGAUCAUGGAGAGUGAGGACCCCUUGGAGACUGAGGGAUUACUCCAAGUGGUCUGUGAGUCUCCAAGCUCUUGAUAAUUAUACUGGAGACCGGAGACGACAGAAGGACGAGGAGAGAAGGAAGGAAGAGGAGAGACAAAGAGCGAGAGAUAAAUGGUGGGUGAGACAGAACUCACUCCUACCACCACUACCAACGCCACUACUACCACCACUACUACCACUACCACCAUCAACGCCCCUCCUACCACCAGCCUGGAAUAUGACUACCCUGCCACCCACCGCCCCGCCACCCACCCCACUGGCAGAGGACCCAGCCGUGUUACAAGCUCCUCGUGACCUUAUCUACAACAACAGCCCAGAGAGAACACCAAGAUGGUUCCCACUGGACCGACUGUUCCGUAUGCUGACGGCAGGAGCUGAUGCAGGGUGUGUGGACCAGGAGGGGCGUGUGGGCGUGUGUAUGUUGCGGCCACAGUGUAGGAGUGCCGGGGGGACACCUUCCUCCUCCUGCACCUUCGGGUUUGCCUCCUGUUGUAUAGUUGUUCUUAUCUUUCCAGCUUUUAUAUCAACAUGUGGAACUGAGACACAAGGCAACAAAACAUACUGGGUGUCUACUGAACCAUCCCCCACCAACCUUGAUGCUACAGGAGGCAGGAUUGACACUACAGGAGGCAGGAUUGAUGCUACAGGAGGCAGGAUUGAUGCUACAGGAGGCAGGAUUGAUGCUACAGGAGGCAGGAUUGACACUACAGGAGGCAGGAUUGAUGCUACAGGAGGCAGGACAUGUACUCUACGCAUCAGGAAAAUGUCUCCCUCGGUCUGUUUUAUAAGGCUGGAUCUCCUACAGUUUAAGGUAUUGUAACUGUAGAUCUUUAUAAAUAUUCCUGUAGUGAAAUAUGUUGCCAAAACUUCUCUACAAUGACCAAUAAGUAAAAAAAAAAUAUAGAUAGAUUGAUAGAUAGUUAACAGUCAUUUAAAAUGUAUAUAGACAAUGCAUAACCCCACUUGACCUAUCAUCUAACAGCCUCACUUCACCUCUAACAACCUCACUUCACAUCUAACAGCCUCACUUGACCUCUAACAACCCCACUUCACCUCUAACAACCUCACUUGACCUCUAACUACUCCACAUCACCUCUAACAACCUCACUUGACCUCUAACUACUCCACAUCACCUCUAACAACCUCACUUGACCUCUAA